AUGGCUCCGACGGUUUCCGCCAGGCCUUCCACCACCGCCACUUCCCGCCACGUCGAGAAGCUCACCGCCGAGCUCGCCGCCAUCAACGAGGAGUCGAUCUCCUCGACCGACUUUGCCACCAGCGGCUAUGAGGAGGUAGAGCGCGCCACCGAGACCUCCUGGGCUGGCGCCCUGCCCGCCGCCCAGGGUCUCUACGACCCGGACAACGAGAAGGAUGCCUGCGGUGUCGGCUUCAUGUGCCAGAUCAAGGGCAAGCCCGCGCACAAGAUCGUGUCGGACGCCAAGCAGCUGCUCUGCAACAUGACUCACCGUGGCGCCGUCGGCGCCGACGCUCGCGACGGUGACGGUGCCGGUGUCAUGACGGGCAUCCCCGACCACUUCUUCCGCCGUGAGGCCGAGAGGGACGUUGGCUUCACCCUGCCGCCCCAGGGUCAGUACGCCGUGGGCAACCUCUUCUUUGACCCUACGAGCGAGCAGGCCUGGCGCAAGCAGGUCGACACCUUCACCGGCCUCGCCGAGAAGCUGCACCUGCGCGUGCUCGGCUGGCGUGAGGUGCCUGUCGACAACACCAUCCUCGGCCCCGCCUCGAGGUCUAAGGAGCCCAAGAUCCUCCAGCCCUUUGUCGUCCUCACGGACCACUACGGCACGGGCAAGGAGCCUCAGGCCACCGACAAGAAGUUCGACGACCAGUACUUUGGCCGCCAGCUCUAUGUGCUCCGCAAGCACGCCACGCACACCAUCGGCCUCGCCAACUGGUUCUACAUCUGCUCGCUCAGCCCGUCGAACAUCAUCUACAAGGGCCAGCUGAGCCCCGUCCAGGUUUACAACUACUACCACGACCUCAACAAUGCCCACUACGCGUCGCACUUUGCCCUCGUCCACUCGCGCUUCUCGACCAACACGUUCCCCUCGUGGGACCGCGCCCAGCCCAUGCGCUGGGCCGCCCACAACGGCGAGAUCAACACCGUCCGCGGCAACAAGAACUGGAUGCGCGCGCGUGAGGGUGUCCUCAAGUCCGAGACGUUCGGCGACGAGCUCGACAUGCUCUACCCCAUCAUCGAGAGCGGCGGCUCCGACUCGGCCGCGUUCGACAACGUCCUCGAGCUGCUGGUCAUCAACAACGUCCUCACCCUGCCCCAGGCCGUCAUGAUGAUGAUUCCCGAGGCGUGGCAGGGCGACGGUGACCGCAUGGACCCGGCCAAGACCGCCUUCUACCGCUGGGCCGCGUGCCUGAUGGAGCCUUGGGACGGUCCCGCGCUUUUCACCUUCGCCGACGGCAGAUACUGCGGUGCCAACCUCGACAGGAACGGUCUGCGACCCUGCCGAUACUACGUCACCGACGACGACAUCAUGAUCUGCGCCUCCGAGGUCGGAACCAUCUCGAUCGCGCCCGAGACGAUCCUCGAGAAGGGCCGGCUGCAGCCGGGCAAGAUGUUGCUCGUCGACACUGUCGAGGGCCGCAUCGUUGAGGACCGCGAGCUCAAGAUGACGACCGCCCAGAGCCGCGACUUUGCCGCCUGGAUCGAGAACCAGAUGCUCCGCCUGCCCGAGAUUGUGGACCGCGUGCGCCGCGAGACGGGCAACGCCAUCGCCCCUGUCCUCGACGACGAGCGUUUGAGCACCGACCCGCGCCUUAUGACGUUCGGCUACACGGCCGAGCAGAUCAACCUGCUCAUGCUGCCCAUGAUCAGCGACGGCAAGGAGGCGCUUGGAUCGAUGGGCAACGACGGAGCGCUUGCGUGCAUCUCGCCCAACGCCCGCCUCAUCUACGACUACUUCCGCCAGCUCUUCGCGCAGGUCACCAACCCGCCCAUUGACCCGAUCCGAGAGUCGAUUGUCAUGUCGCUUGAGCAGUACGUCGGUCCCGAGGGCAACCUCCUCGAGAUGAAGCCCGAGCAGUGCCACCGUCUGCUGCUGCCCUCGCCCAUCCUCACCAUCGACGAGAUGAACGCCAUCAAGCAGCUCGACACUGUCCACGCCGACUGGCCGUCCAAGACGAUCGACAUCACGUUCGACAAGGGCGCCGGCCUGACGGGCUACGAGGCUGCCCUCGACCGCGUCUGCAGCGAGACGUCGCAGGCCAUCCGCGAUGGCUACCGUGUCGUCAUCCUCUCGGACCGCGCCGUCAGCGCCGACCGCGUCAGCAUCAGCUCGCUCAUUGCCUGCGGCGGUGUCCACCACCACCUGAUCCGCAACAAGGAGCGCAGCAAGAUCGCCCUCAUGGUCGAGUCGGCCGAGGCUCGCGAGGUGCACCACAUGUGCGUCCUCGUCGGCUACGGUGCCGACGCCAUCUGCCCCUGGCUCGCCUUCGAGGCGAUGCUCAAGGUGUCGCGCGAGGGCCUGCUCAAGGCCGACCUCAGCCCCUCCCAGAUCGUCGACAACUGGAGGCACGCCAUCGACAAGGGCAUCCUCAAGGUCAUGUCCAAGAUGGGUAUCUCGACGCUCGCCUCGUACAAGGGCGCCCAGAUCUUUGAGGCGCUCGGCCUCGACAACAGCGUCAUCGAGCGCUGCUUUGCCGGCACCGCGUCGCGCAUCAGCGGUUCAACGUUCGAGCUGCUCGCCAUGGACGCCCUCGAGCUCCACGACCGCGGCUUCCCGUCGCGCGAGACGGUCACCAUCCCCGGCCUGCCCGAGAGUGGAGAGUUCCACUACCGCCACGGCGGUGAGGCGCACAUCAACAACCCCGUCACCAUCGCCAACCUGCAGGACGCCGCGCGCGAGAAGAACCAGUCGGCCUGGGACACGUACUCCAAGGCUUCGCACGACGCCGUCAAGGGCACUUCGCUCCGCGGCAUGCUCGACUUCGACUUCACCAAGUCGCGACCCAUCCCCGUCGACCAGGUCGAGCCGUGGACCGAGAUCGUCCAGCGCUUCUGUACGGGCGCCAUGUCGUACGGUUCCAUCUCGAUGGAGGCCCACUCGGCUCUCGCCAUUGCCAUGAACCGCCUCGGAGGCCGCUCCAACACCGGUGAGGGUGGCGAGGACCCUGAGCGCUCCAUCCCGCUGCCCAACGGCGACUCGCUCCGAUCCAAGAUCAAGCAGAUCGCCUCGGGCCGCUUCGGCGUCACCAGCAACUACCUCGCCGACUCGGACGAGCUGCAGAUCAAGAUGGCCCAGGGCGCGAAGCCUGGUGAGGGUGGUGAGCUCCCCGGCCACAAGGUGUCUCCCUCGAUUGCGCGCACGCGUCACUCGACUGCCGGUGUCGGCCUCAUCAGCCCUCCGCCGCACCACGACAUCUACUCGAUCGAGGACCUCAAGCAGCUGAUCUACGACCUCAAGUGCGCCAACCCGCGCGCCAACGUGUCGGUCAAGCUCGUCUCCGAGGUCGGCGUCGGUGUCGUCGCGUCCGGUGUGGCCAAGGCCAAGGCCGACCACCUCGUCAUCUCGGGCCACGACGGAGGCACCGGUGCCGCCGUCUGGACCGGUAUCAAGCAGACCGGUCUGCCGUGGGAGCUCGGCCUGGCCGAGGCCCACCAGACGCUGGUGCUCAAUGACCUGCGUGGCCGUGUCAUCGUCCAGACCGACGGUCAGCUGCGUACCGGCCGCGACGUUGCCAUCGCCUGUCUGCUUGGCGCCGAGGAGUGGGGCUUCGCCACCACGCCCCUGAUCGCCAUGGGAUGCCUGAUGCUGCGAAAGUGCCACCUGAACACGUGCGCCGUCGGCAUCGCCACCCAGGACCCGCAGCUGCGCGAGAAGUUCGCCGGCCAGCCCGAGCACGUCAUCAACUUCUUCUUCUAUCUCGCCGAGGAGCUGCGCGCCAUCAUGGCCAAGCUCGGCCUGCGCACCAUCAAUGAGAUGGUGGGCCGCGCCGACCUGCUCAAGGUCGACGACAGCCUCCGCACGCCCAAGACCCGCCACCUCGACCUGUCGGCGCUGCUCAAGCCGGCCCACCAGAUGCGCCCCGGUGCCGCCACCUACAAGGUGCGCAAGCAGGACCACAAGCUCUAUGUGCGCCUCGACAACAAGCUCAUCGACGAGGCGGAGCCGGCGCUCACCGAGGGCCUGCCCGUCAUCAUCGACUGUGACGUCGUCAACACCGACCGCGCGCUCGGCACCACGCUGUCGUACCGCGUGUCGAAGCUUUACGGCGAGGAGGGCCUGCCCGCCGACCUGAUCCACGUCAACGCCAAGGGCUCGGCCGGUCAGUCGUGCGGCGCGUUCCUUGCCCCCGGUAUCACCAUCGAGCUCGAGGGUGACCUCAACGACGGCGGAGGAAAGGGCCUCUCGGGUGGUCGCCUGAUCGUCUACCCGCCCAAGAACUCGGUCUUCAAGGCCGAGGAGCAGAUCAUCGCGGGCAACGUCUGCCUCUACGGCGCCACCAGCGGCCACGCCUACUUCCGCGGCAUCGCUGCCGAGCGUUUCGCUGUCAGGAACUCGGGCGCCCACGCCGUCGUCGAGGGAACCGGCGAUCACGCCCUCGAGUACAUGACUGGCGGCCGCGUCGUCAUCCUCGGCUCCACCGGCCGCAACGUCGCCGCCGGCAUGAGCGGCGGCAUCGCUUACGUGCUCGACAUGAACCGCGACUUUGCCAGCAAGUGCAACCUUGGCACCGUCGAGCUCGGGCCCGUCAAGGAGCCCCACGACAUCGCCGAGCUGCGCAACCUCAUCGAGAACCACAAGCACUACACGGGCUCCACGGUGGCCGAGCACGUCCUGCGCGAGUUCCACCACCUGCUGCCGCGCUUCGUCCGCGUCAUGCCCGUCGACUACAAGCGCGUCCUCGAGGAGGAGGCCGCCCGCGCCGCCGCCGAGAAGAAGCGCUCGAGCCACGUCGACCUGCUCGGCACCCUCUCGCGCCACGGCAGCCAGGUCGACGUCUCGGUCGUCGACGACCAGCCCAAGGACAACGUCGUCGACAACGUCCGCGAGGUGCCCGCCGCCAAGCCGGCCAAGCACGCCGAGCCGGCGCUCGUCGACCUCGAGGACUCGAUGGUCGACGAGGAGACGGCCAAGGCCCGCCUCGAGAAGGUCGACAAGGUGCGCGGCUUCAUGAAGUACAAGCGCCUCGGCGAGCACUACCGCGCUCCCGGCAAGCGCAUCAAGGACUACAAGGAGCUCUCGGUCCGCCUGACCGAGUCCGAGCUCAAGUACCAGACGGCCCGCUGCAUGGACUGCGGCGUCCCCUUCUGCCAGGGCGACACGGGCUGCCCCAUCAGCAACAUCAUCCCGCAGUGGAACUCGAUGGUGUUUAACUCGGACUGGCGCGCCGCCCUCGACCGCCUGCUGAUGACCAACAACUUCCCCGAGUUCACCGGCCGCGUCUGCCCCGCUCCCUGCGAGGGCGCCUGCACUCUCGGCGUCAUCGAGCAGCCCGUCGGCAUCAAGACGAUCGAGUGCGCCAUCAUCGACAAGGGCUUCGAGGAGGGCUGGAUGGUGCCGCGCCCGCCCAAGGUGCGCACGGGCAAGACGGUCGCCAUCAUCGGCUCCGGCCCCGCCGGCCUGGCGUGCGCUGACCAGCUCAACAAGGCUGGCCACUCGGUCACCGUCUACGAGCGCGCCGACCGCAUCGGCGGCCUGCUCAUGUACGGCAUCCCCAAUAUGAAGCUCGACAAGGGCGUCGUCCAGCGCCGCGUCGACCUCAUGGCCGCCGAGGGCGUCAACUUUGUCACCAGCGCCCACGUCGGCAAGGACGUCGACCCGCGCCAGCUUCACGCCCAGAACGACGCCCUCGUCUACGCCGUCGGCGCCACCUGGCCGCGCGACCUCAAGGUGCCCGGCCGCGAGGCCGACGGCGUCCACUUUGCCAUGGACUUCCUCGCGCCCAACACCAAGUCGCUCCUCGACUCGGGCCUUGCCGACGGCCACUACCUCAGCGCCAAGGGCAAGGACGUGAUCGUGAUUGGUGGCGGUGAUACUGGCUGCGAUGCGCAGGCCACGGCCCUGCGACACGGCGCCAAGAGCAUCGUCAACUUUGAGCUGCUGCCGCAGCCGCCCAACGAGCGCGCCCGCGGCAACCCCUGGCCGCAGUUCCCGCGCGUCUUCAAGGUCGACUACGGCCAUGCCGAGGUGGCCGCCCAGUGGGGCAGCGACCCGCGCGAGUACUGCAUCUCGACGACGUCGUUUGAGAAGGACGAGAGCGGCAAGCUGGUGGCGCUCAACACGAUCAAGGUCAACUGGGAGCUCGACGCGUCGGGCAAGUGGCAGAUGAACAAGGUGCCCGGCUCCGAGAAGCGCUGGCCUUGCGACCUGUGCCUGCUGUCGCUGGGCUUCCUGGGCCCGGAGAACGACGCCGUAUCGGCGCUCGGCCUCGAGCAGGACGGCCGCUCCAACAUCAAGGCCGACGACCUCAAGGGCAAGUCGCCCUACCGCACCAACGUCGAGCGCGUCUACACGGCCGGCGACUGCCGCCGCGGCCAGUCGCUCAUUGUCUGGGGCAUCCAGGAGGGCCGCUCGGCCGCCGCCCAGGUUGAUCGCGACUUGAUGGGCAACACGCGCCUCGCCUGGGCCGGCUCGAUCAAGAAGCGCGAGUUCCUGCCCACCAAGGCCGAGCAGACCAAGGUGGCCGCCACCGCCUAA
Pseudozyma flocculosa PF-1 is the source of this 6516-nucleotide messenger RNA. RefSeq lists its product as uncharacterized. NCBI's taxonomy places the organism in Eukaryota, Fungi, Basidiomycota, Ustilaginomycetes, Ustilaginales, Ustilaginaceae. The record is from RefSeq and is a predicted model, not a curated record. The transcript has a single exon. The coding region runs from base 1 to 6516 and encodes 2171 amino acids. Gene Ontology annotation, molecular function: flavin adenine dinucleotide binding; FMN binding; iron ion binding.